Caenorhabditis auriculariae is the source of this 2583-nucleotide messenger RNA. NCBI's taxonomy places the organism in Eukaryota, Metazoa, Nematoda, Chromadorea, Rhabditida, Rhabditidae. The record is from the annotation of a GenBank genome assembly.
AUGAAAUUGAGGUGGGAGGUUUCAAAAGAUGUCUUUUUCAGGUGAAAAGGUUAAUCACCUAAAAAAAAGCUAAUUUUCUGGUUGGAGGUCGUGCAGAGACAUUCGCGUGAGGAAGAAGAAUGAGUAUCUCCUCAUUAAGCUUAAUUAGAUAUUGAAUUGGACCGAUGCCGAAUGGUUAUUAGAUUUUUACUACGGCUUGCUUCACAAAACAUAUCUUUUUAUUCAAAUCAUAUGUAUAGUUUAACAGAAUGAAGCGGAGGUGAUAAAAAUUCAAACAUUCAAAAAAAAAACCUUUCACGUGUCGCUUCUUGAUCCUCAGAAGUUGAGAAAAAUAAGCUGUGGUUUUUCACCAUCAUUCAUGACUUCCAGAUUUCGGAAAGACGUCUCACGUCUCAAAGCAAGGUCGAGUACGACUUCGACAGCUUCAUCGUCUCUAGAACAGGACUGCAACCUGAAAAAUCGAAUAAUGUUAUUCCUUGUCGUCAAGGUCCCGGAAAACCUAAAAAUUUUAGAUUUGAAUAUUUACUUAUUUGGAUUAUUGGAUUAUUUCUGGAAAACACUCAGAAAAGAACACGACAAGAUCAAAUAAGAACAAAUCGACAUCAAGGACUCCAGAAGAUAAAGACCACGCUGAAACGAAAUCUCCAAAAAAUGUAGAGACCUAGAAAUCUAUGUAUUUUUCUCAGUCAACCAAAACAGUCUAUUCAUAGGAGAGUUACUGUCUUCUCGAGUUACUGUCUUCUCGAGCUUCAGUUUGGGAAGACACAUUUUUCAACGAACGAAGAGCUUGUUACGGUUCCACCAGGCUUUCAGGGCUACGAUAUACCAGAACUGCAAUCAUCUGGAUCUGAAAAUUUUCCAUUUUGAAGUUAGAAAUCCUCGGCAGCUUUGAAAAUCUACAUUUUCUUCGAAAAGAAAGUUAUCUAUAGCCUUUUUAGAAUUUCUAUAAAAAAGUUUUGGAUUUGAAAGACGACAAUGAAAACUUCAUGGAUUCUAUAAAAGUGCAAUCAAAUAUUUUAAAUCUAUAUGUUUUUAUUGAAAAAAACCCCAAUAUGUUCUUUUUUUUAUCUCAGCAGGAAAAAGGUCAAUUCAUGUGCGUUGAGACUAUUUGAAGUUGAAAAUUGGAACUGCAAAUUUUGAUUUCUUAAGGUUAUUUUUCAGUGUAAAAGUCUCUCAAAAAAACUGAAAAAUUGGAAAAGCAAGUCCGAUAUUGAACAGAAACAGAAAUGUGAGGUUGAUCAAAGAUUUGACCGCGGCCCACAAAAAGGCGCGGUGGGUCUCGAGCGCAAGCGCGAAAGUGUGCCUUAGUUGCACGGCCAGCCAAGAGGUUACCUUCGAGCAAGCAGCAGUCUUUUGGUGUGAGCGAUUAUCGUUCUCCGCUCGCCCUCAAAUUACAACUGCAUUAUUCUUUUCAUCAACUUGUGAACAACGUCUCUGCCUUUGUCCAUUUUCGUCCCACGACAAGGUAACCAUGAACCAUUUAUUUGAAAACAGGGAAUCUUCUGGAGCAAAAAUCAAUAUUUCAAAAUGAACUCAAAACCUUGUUGCUUGAAGCGUUGCAACAUUUUUUUGCUAUUUGCUUUUUUAGAACCAAUAAAUUUUUGAAAUAAGCAGUAUUCAAUGUUUCAGAGAAUGGUCAAGCGCAACUUCUCGGCGACAAGCAAAACUGCUGAAAAGCGAGAGGAAAUAACCGUAGCUGGAAAUGAAGAAGAGAAAGAACCAUGUCAAGAAAAUAAUCCUUCUACACCGCCCAAAGGUAAAAAAAUUUUUAUAUAGUUUUCUUUUUGAAAUUAUAUUAAAAAUACACAUUAGAAAAAGACUUCAAGACUCUCCACUAUUAAGUAAUGUCUUGCAAAUGACUGUGAAAGUUUCUCAGAAUAAAAACUUUUGAAAAAAUAAAUUUUAUUCAGGGCAUAUUUCUGAAGACAAUGAUGUGGUUUACCUGAAAACAGUUUAUCACACAGCCGCUCAAAACGGCCCUUUGCCACACGGUUAGUCUCAUUUCAAAGCGUGAAUGAAUAUUUGAACUUGAUUCAUCAUUAAUAUCCAUUUUCUGCUUGUCUCACAGCAUCAGAACAUGCUAGGAAAAAAAAAAUUAUUUGUGUUUAGCUGGCGACUGUGAACCUUACAAAAAACGGCGACGUGAUUUCAAGGAAAACCCACAACUCGACGCAAGUUAUCCUUGGGAAACGACAGUCGCAGAGAGCAACCCAAGCGCCGUGACGUGUUCCUAUGACGCUGACACACAACAUCCACGUUCUUCAUUGAAUUUUUCAGAGUGAGUUUUGUAAAAAAAGAAACUAUUGUAAUCAAAAUUUUAAAGCAACGCAAAAUAUGCAGUUUACGCGCCGCCACCUUUUGGUUUCCCUUAUCCACAUUUUUUCUACCAAUGUUAUUUCUGGAAUAUGAUUUACAGGUUAGUGAGAUUAUGUGCAGAUUAAACAUUUUGUAUAUCGCUCAUAUAAUUUCAGGUGCGCGACAACGAUCACGGUCGUGAAAAUUGAAGAGGUCGACGCCGGAGACUACAUUGGCUUAGACGAGAACCAGGAAGGGCCAGAGCCAUUGGUAGAAUUAAUGGACUAG